CGUUGCCAGAUACAUUUUAAGUUUGGCGUGAAAUUUUCAACAGUUAGGGGCAGCUGUUUUUGAGUCUUCAUCGAGACGCAGCUGAAAACAAAAAAAUAUUAAAGUUGAAAUUCAUAAUAUGAAACGUAGUGCUUCAGGAGAUUCUCCGACUAGAGGAAAUCAUUUAGGACGAUCAUCACACGGUAGAACAAUCAUGGGUCGUGGUUAUGACAAUGGCAGCGGUGUGCCGGGCGAUUCGCCCGAACGUAUGUCUCCAGAUCGCAUGCGACGUCGCAUUGGAAGGUCACCAAGUCCACGUCCACGGUAUGGUGUUUCACCCCAUAGAGAGGAGUAUUUGCGUGGUCCACCACCAGUGGCGGAUAGGCCAACUUAUAAAGUGCUAUGUGUUAGUGCUUUACAUCCGAAAGCUUCAGAUGAUUUCAUCAAGGAAACGUUGUAUCGUGAAUACAAGAAAUUUGGUGACUUCAGCAUCCGUAUUUCGCAUGAUUUGGACGAACGUGUAGCUUACGUUUGUUUUCGCACUUCGGAGGAUGCACGCGAAGCAAAACAUCACAAGCCGCGCAUUGUGUUGUACGAUAAAAUGGCACUAGUGGAACCAGUUUACGAGUCAUCUUCACAUAAUGAAUAUAGGCCUCGUCGUUCGAUUACUCCGCCUGAGUACGAUCGUUAUCAUUAUCCACGUUCCCCAAUGGGCCCAGCAGGACCAAUAGAACAUCGUAGGCCACCACUUGAUCCCUAUGACCGUUAUGGCCCACCUAUGCAUCCGCAUGGUCGUUCACGAGAGUAUCGCGGUCCUAUACACCACGAAUAUCCACUUCCUCCACGUGGCCCACCAAUGCAUCGUGUGCCACCACAUUUACAUGGCCCACCGCCGCCACAUCAAUAUGCGCCUAUGCGUCACAUGGGACCGCGUCCUCAUACUCCUUAUGAGAAACCCGAAAGCAAGAAGGAUAAGUUCCCCAAUUACUUGCAUCAUGUUCAACCAGAAGACGAUCCGCUCGCGACUCGUACUUUAUUUGCUGGCAAUUUGGAAGUGAAUAUUUCAGACGAAGAGUUGCGUCGCAUUUUUGGCAAAUAUGGUAUCGUGGAUGAUAUUGAUAUAAAACGACCACCGCCAGGAACUGGCAAUGCCUUUGCUUUUGUGCGCUAUCAAAAUUUAGACAUGGCUCAUCGUGCCAAAAUCGAGCUUUCCGGUCAAUAUAUUGGAAAGUUUCAGUGUAAAAUUGGUUACGGUAAAGUGACGCCUGCUACUCGUAUAUGGAUAGGCGGUCUUGGAGCUUGGACUUCGGUAACGCAAUUGGAAAGAGAAUUUGAUCGGUUCGGUGCGAUAAAGAAAAUAGAAUAUCAAAAAGGCGAUACUUGCGCAUAUAUUCAAUAUGAAACCAUUGAGGCAGCUUCUGCUGCAGUGAAGGAAAUGCGCGGUUUUCCUUUGGGCGGCCCAGAGCGUCGUUUGCGUUCAGACUUCGCAGAGUUGCCAGGAACUGCACCGGCUGCGCCUUUCAAAACCAAGUCGAGCUAUGAUGAUCCACAUGAAUAUAGGCGUCCUGAGUAUGAUUAUCAUUAUGAAGAAACCCCACACUACGCACCACGUGGUGGUUAUGCUCCAUAUCAACCAAGAGGUGGUUACAGAGGGCGUGGUGGCUAUCGUGGGCGCGGACGCGGUUCCUAUCAUGUCUAUCAUAAUGACGUACAUCGUCCAUCACAUGGCAGUUCCGUAUCAUCAAUGCCACCACCAGCUGGAGCCGAAGAUGAAUGGCGUCGUCCGCCAGGCGAUACGUACGAAAGAGCACGUUCUGGUUCCCGUGAACCAGGUGCAGAUCGUUCGCGUUCUCGCUCACCGCAUAAACGUGCGCAUUCGCCUGAGUCGGACUCAGAUUCUUCUUCGCGUCGUAACGGUGCUUUGAGCACUGCACGAACUUUGCCCGAUAUUGCACGUAAGUGCACUGUUAUAUGGCAGGGAGCACUCAUUUUGAAAAGCUCACUAUUCCCGGCUAAGUUCCAUUUGACCGAUGGUGAUGCUGAUAUUGUCGACUCGUUGAUGCGCGACGAAGAAGGAAAGCACAAUUUGCGCAUCACACAGCGUUUGCGGCUAGAUCCGCCCAAGUUGGAAGAUGUACAAAAACGCAUUAGCUCAUCAUCAUCACAUGCUAUAUUUUUGGGAUUGGCUUCAUCUGCUGCGACCACAUUAGAGGACAGCAGCGUACAAACACGCCCUUUGCGGAAUUUAGUGUCAUACUUGAAGCAAAAGGAAGCCGCUGGAGUUAUCUCGCUUUUGAAUAAAGAUACCGAAGCGACAGGUGUGCUAUACGCUUUUCCACCAUGCGAUUUCUCUACUGAACUUUUGAAGCGCACAUGCCAAAGUGUGAGUGAUGAAGGUCUCAAGGAAGAUCAUCUUGUGGUAGUUGUUGUAAGAGGUGGCACCGCUUAAAGGUGUACACCAUUGGAGGAAACUGCAAUUUUUUUUUCAUACAUCGCUUUUAGUCCCCGUAUGCCGCGUUCGAAUUGACAUCAUUUAACUUGUUUGAAAAAAAUUCGGCACAGGGUGGUAUCAGCAAGAUUCCUGCAAACUUAUGAAAUCUAGCUAAGCUAUUUCUGAAACUAAAAUUAGCACCAACAAUUGAAUUGUAAAAAAUCUUUUUCCUAAAGAGGCCAUUAGAGGGGAAUUCAAAAAUUGAAAAUGUUUAAUGAAAGCUUAUAGAGAACUCGCUAUUCAGUUGUGAAAAAUUAUAUUUAUAACCUCUGCGGCCAAAAAGGGACGUCCUCAUACGUAAACAAACAGUUCUUGAAACUUAAAAAUACUUAAAACUGCGGUCUGAACGGCUUGGUUAAAAAAAACAGCUCUCAUUAAAUUAAUCUUGUUAAAUGAUGCCAAUUUGAACGUUCUAUAAGGUAACGAAAAAGGAAGCUAUUUCCGUCGCGUCGGUAGUGAAAUUAUUACUUAUACCGAGAUAUUAGGAUUUAAGAUUCAACACUUCAUUCAACACAAUAUUCAGUAAAUAUAAGGUAGAUUAAAUAGCGUUCUAAACACACAUACAUUUAAUGGAGGAUGAGUAAAAUAUUAGGACUUCACUGAAAAUUUAACAGAGUUCUGGUUAAAAGCUGUGAGCGAAAAAUCAUUUCUUAGAAAAUUAAUAAUUCGUUUUUAAACAUUAAAAUUUCACAGCAUUACUUAUAAAACAAAACAUCGAAAUUCCUUCUGUUAGUGAUUGUGGCUUAAUAUUUUACUCACUGGGUAGUAAUUAACUUUUUUAUUAAAUUUGCAUACAUAUUACUCUUCGGCUUACAGAUCGUUACUGGAAGGUGGAAAGUGCGUAUUUGAGAUCUUUAUAUAUUUCAAAACUUAACAAGUUUUUGAAAUACCUAAAGAACAAAAAUCUUAGAUACUUUCUGCGUAUCAGUACCUCUAUGUAAGUUGUACAUAACAUUAUACUAAUCAGCUAUAUUUACUGUGCGUGCAACCUAAUAAAGCACGAAAUUUUGCCACUCAUUAAUAUCAGUCAUAAAGCCACUACUACUACAUAGUUAUAGUAUUUUUAAUGUAUGCACCUGAAACAAAGUUUUUUAAAUACAUUUCUUUUUAAUGUUUUGAGUUCAAAAAGUGAAAAAAGUUGCUGUGCCAAUUUUGUGAAGUUUAGUUAAUUCGAUUUAAUUCUACAAUAAUUUCUCCCAACAAUGAUAAUAAUACCCAAAUCUCAUAUCAUGGCCUACCAGACUGGUGUGUAAAAUUCGAACAAAGAGAAAUUUGUAUAAAAAUAAUAAAAUUGAAUUGGUGGUACAUAUGUAUAUACUAUAUGAAAGUAAAACGAUUCUUGUCCAAUUUUGUACGCGUGGUGAAAAUACAAUGAGGCCUGGCUUAACAGUUCGAAGUGGGUGAUGCAGUGUAGCGUUGUGGCAAUUUUCCGGUGGUGACCUUUAUGCUUCAGGAAGUGUACAUUAGCAAAAUUGGUGACUGAGCAAAUUAUUUGUGUUAAGUUUUUUUUUUAAGUUGAGUUUGUGUUUUUUACAUUUUAAAUGUAUCAAAAAUACUUACCAUGCAUGGCCACUUGUAUAAUUUUAUUAGAAAUUACUUUUGUUAUUGCCAAGCGCAAAGAAUCCAGUUGGAAGAGAGUGAAGUUCAAUAGUAUCCAUAUUAAAGAUGUAUUCAAUCUAGUUUGAGACUAGUGCAGUUCGCCUCUGGCCGUUGAUAUUUCCUGUGCUGUUAAGAUGCAAUUCAAAGGUGGUUAAAAGUGAAGUAUCAGAUUGAAUUGCAGGUGUGUUGUAGUGUGCUGUGGGUGUUUUUGUUUGUGGCAAUUUUCUGAUAUGCAAAUUGGCUAUAAUAUGAAAAGUAGUAGUUCCGCCUGCAUUAAAAAAUCCCUUUACGUAGCAAACUGUGUCUAAUUAAAAUCUGAAAGUGAAUUCUCCUCAAACCAGUGUUGCAUACAUACAUAAAUUUGUAUAUGGCGAUUUCAGCUCUAUAUUGAGUUUUAUUUCAUGAGGGUGUUGUUUGGUUGUAGUACAAUCAAAAGUAGAAACUUAAUUCUCUACUUGAAUAUUAAUCAGUGAUUUUUGCAUAGCAUAAUCGUUUCCAUGUUUCAAUGCUUUCCGAACCUCAAUUCAACAUGCAUUCGUGUGAAUAUGUUUGCUGCCAACAAUAAAGACGCGAGUGCCCAACAAAUGAAGUGCGUCCGAUUGACCUCUUGGCGAGUCAAAUUUGCUCCAAUGUCUGUGGGUGUUAAUGUCUUUGAAGCCAUGCUAAGAGAACCACGUGUAGCAUUUGUUUAAAAUUAAUUGCUGCAUAUAAAGGGUUUUACGAAUGCUACAUUGUUUUCUUAAAUUUGCGCACCGACGUCAAAUGCUGUUUCCUGAUCCUAGUGAAUACUGUAUCACUGCACACUAAUUUUUUAAAAAGAGCCAAGUUUACAUAGAUGAAUUUGACCGAAAAAAUUACCAUUGAUUUCUAUAAUAUUAUUAAAUUAUUGAAUAUUUUAUUUUUUCUUGUGUGUUAAAUCAUUGAUUUUGAAGUUUUGUAUCUACAUACAACAUACCUACAUAAAUAACUUAAUUUAAUAAUAUUGAAAGUCAUGCUUGUAACGUACGUAUACAAAAGCGUACACCAUCCGUUUAUUAAAAUAAAAAAUCAGCUGAAAGUGCGUUAGUUGUAAUAAUCACUACUGGAUUACGGAAAACUUAAUCAAAUAAACUUAUAAAUAAAAUAAA
Rhagoletis pomonella (apple maggot) is the source of this 5196-nucleotide messenger RNA. RefSeq names its product RNA-binding protein spenito (gene nito). Gene Ontology annotation, cellular component: nucleus. The coding region runs from base 119 to 2428 and encodes 769 amino acids. Gene Ontology annotation, molecular function: mRNA binding. NCBI's taxonomy places the organism in Eukaryota, Metazoa, Arthropoda, Insecta, Diptera, Tephritidae. The record is from RefSeq and is a predicted model, not a curated record. Gene Ontology annotation, biological process: regulation of alternative mRNA splicing, via spliceosome. The transcript has 2 exons.